Beta vulgaris subsp. vulgaris (sugar beet) is the source of this 555-nucleotide messenger RNA. RefSeq names its product nuclear transport factor 2A. The record is from RefSeq and is a predicted model, not a curated record. Gene Ontology annotation, biological process: nucleocytoplasmic transport. Lineage: Eukaryota; Viridiplantae; Streptophyta; Magnoliopsida; Caryophyllales; Amaranthaceae. Gene Ontology annotation, cellular component: nuclear pore central transport channel. Bases 59 to 433 code for a protein of 124 amino acids. The transcript is spliced from 2 exons.
UUAAGUGUAAGAAAAAAAAAGGAGAGAAAAAAAAAAAGAGGAGAGAAUUGAAAGAAAAAUGGAAGAGUAUGAAGGUGUAGGAAGAGCAUUUGUAGAUCAUUACUACCAUUUAUUUGACAACGAACGUCCUUCUCUUAUUACACUUUAUCAUCCAGCUUCAUUGCUCAAUUUUGAAGGCCAAAAAUUUCAAGGGAUAGAGGAGAUUUCUAGUAAGCUUAAUGGUUUGCCGUUUGAUCAAUGUCGUCAUGCAAUCAGCACCAUUGAUUCUCAACCUUCGUCCAUCAAUGGAGGUAUUGUUGUCUUUGUAAGUGGUAGCUUACAAUUGACGGGGGAGGAGCAUCAGCUAAGAUUCAGCCAGAUGUUUCAUUUGAUUCCAACGGGGCAAGGCAGCUACGCUGUGCAAAAUGACAUAUUCCGGCUUAAUUACUGUUGAUUUUGCUUCUACUUCUAUGUCCUGCCAGGAAUAUCCCAUGGUUGUAAACUUGUAAUUGCAAACAUUGUGGAAUUGAUGGACAAAAUCCAAUUAAAGUUUUUAUAUGAAGUAUUUUUCUAGUA